AUGGGGCCCGGUUUGAUACAGGAUUUAAAGACGUCUUUCCUGGCCAGGGAGGUAGGAAGGAACAUCAAGGAAGGAACUUUUGCUUCCGACGGCGGUGAUGCUGUUGACUUUUCUUCAAAUUCAAUUAAUAUGGACCUUCUUGCGUAUGAGGCCCUAUUGACUUCGUCGAUCGCGAUGUUUGCUACAACUCCUCUUGUUUGGCUUUCUGCUAGCAUCAGACACGCCAUUUUCAUUUCAUUGCUCCGUCGGGGACGGCCACAACGCGACCCAGGCCCUUGGUUCGAAAUCCGUGUAAUCUUUGGCAUUGGCAGCCGGCGAAGUUCAGCUCGCAGGCUGCUUUGGGCGCAGAGCGGCUCCGAACCUUUGGGCAGGCGAGAUGCUAUAUUUGUCCCAUUUACUUCGUUGGACCCGUCAGGCUUGUCCAUCUUUGGGUCGCGGGGAUUUGGAAGUACUGCGCAAGGCGGUGCCACCUCAAUGUAUAAACGGCGCCAUGGCGUUGGAUUUAACCCUGUCACUGGCGCUUCCGUUCUUUUCUUAGCAACCAGUGGCAGUCCGGCCGGCUCUUGGGUCUUCAGUUUCACCAACCGUUCAUGA
Molecule: messenger RNA, 594 nt
Organism: Desarmillaria tabescens
Lineage: Eukaryota; Fungi; Basidiomycota; Agaricomycetes; Agaricales; Physalacriaceae
Exons: 7
Coding region: 1-594 (197 amino acids)
Source: RefSeq, a predicted model, not a curated record